GGGAGCCGAGGAAGACGCUCCGAUAACCCGUGCGUUUCGUAAGGCUCGGAGCACUUGUACAUUUCUGCAGGCGCGUAGCGAGCCAUUCGCGGCGGCUGCUGCAGCUCUGACUGCAUCUUCCUCCUUCUCCCUCCCUCCAGCUCCGCGCGUGUGUAUGUGAGUGUGUGCGAGUGUGUUUUGCAGGUGUGUCCGUUUUAAUUCUGCCCAGGAGGUGGGACUUGGUGACUUUAGCACCAUUUUUUUUCCCUUUUUAUUAUUAUUAUUUUUGCCUUCCCACCGUCCGUUGUUGCAACCCUGCAAAGUCUCGGAGUCGGAGAGCGCGCCUCAUUUCCAGAGCUCCUGGACCCCGCAAGACGGCGAGCGCCGAGCCGGCCACCAUGCCCGGCAGACCGCGCCACUAGGCGCUCCCCGCGGCUCCCACCCGGCGGCGGCGGCGGCGGCCGCGAUGGUUUCCGACGCUGAAGGAUUUUGCAUCUGAUCGCUCGGCGUUUCAAAGGCAGAGGCCCCCCUCCCCCUUCCCCCCUCCCUCGUCGUCUUUGUUUCCUUCCCCCCCUGCUCUCCCCACUCCCCCCACCCCACCCCCCUCUCCUCUCCUCCUCCUCCUCUUUUUUAGAAGCAGCGAUCGGAGAUGGAUGUCUCUCUUUGCCCAGCCAAGUGUAGUUUCUGGCGGAUUUUCUUGCUGGGAAGCGUCUGGCUGGACUAUGUGGGCUCGGUGCUGGCUUGCCCUGCAAAUUGUGUCUGCAGCAAGACUGAGAUCAAUUGCCGGCGGCCCGACGAUGGGAACCUCUUCCCCCUCCUGGAAGGGCAGGAUUCAGGGAACAGCAAUGGGAACGCCAGCAUCAACAUCACGGACAUCUCAAGGAAUAUCACUUCCAUACACAUAGAGAACUGGCGAGGCCUGCACACACUCAAUGCCGUGGACAUGGAGCUCUACACGGGACUCCAGAAGCUGACCAUCAAGAACUCUGGACUCCGGAACAUUCAGCCCAGGGCCUUCGCCAAGAACCCCCACUUGCGUUACAUAAACUUGUCGAGUAACCGGCUCACCACACUCUCCUGGCAGCUCUUCCAGACGCUGAGUCUUCGGGAAUUGAGACUGGAGCAGAACUUCUUCAACUGCAGCUGUGACAUCCGCUGGAUGCAGCUGUGGCAGGAGCAGGGGGAGGCCCGGCUGGACAGUCAGAGCCUUUACUGUAUCAGUCCUGAUGGCUCCCAACUCCCUCUCUUCCGCAUGAACAUCAGUCAGUGUGAUCUGCCCGAGAUCAGUGUGAGCCACGUCAACCUGACCGUCCGAGAAGGAGACAAUGCUGUAAUCACUUGCAAUGGCUCUGGCUCCCCCUUGCCUGAUGUAGACUGGAUAGUCACUGGGCUGCAGUCUAUCAACACCCACCAGACCAAUCUGAACUGGACCAAUGUGCACGCCAUCAACUUGACCCUGGUGAACGUGACAAGCGAGGACAAUGGUUUCACCCUGACGUGUAUUGCAGAGAACGUGGUGGGCAUGAGCAAUGCCAGUGUUGCUCUCACUGUCUACUACCCUCCACGUGUGGUGAGCCUGGUGGAGCCUGAGGUACGCCUGGAGCACUGCAUUGAGUUUGUGGUGCGUGGCAAUCCGACACCCACGCUGCACUGGCUGUACAAUGGGCAGCCACUGAGGGAGUCCAAGAUCAUUCACAUGGACUACUACCAGGAGGGGGAGGUCUCUGAGGGCUGCCUGCUUUUCAACAAACCCACCCACUACAACAAUGGCAACUACACCCUCAUUGCCAAGAACGCCCUGGGCACAGCCAACCAGACCAUCAACGGCCACUUCCUUAAGGAGCCCUUUCCAGAGAGCACAGAUUUCUUUGACUUUGAGUCUGACGCAAGCCCCACACCUCCCAUCACUGUGACCCACAAACCAGAGGAAGACACAUUUGGGGUCUCCAUAGCAGUCGGACUUGCUGCCUUUGCUUGUGUUCUUCUGGUGGUUCUCUUUAUCAUGAUCAACAAGUAUGGUCGCCGGUCCAAAUUUGGAAUGAAGGGUCCUGUGGCUGUCAUCAGUGGUGAGGAGGACUCAGCCAGCCCACUGCACCACAUCAACCACGGCAUCACCACACCUUCCUCGCUGGACGCUGGGCCGGACACAGUGGUCAUCGGCAUGACCCGCAUUCCAGUCAUUGAGAACCCCCAGUACUUCCGCCAGGGACACAAUUGCCACAAGCCAGACACAUGGGUCUUUUCAAACAUAGACAAUCAUGGGAUAUUAAACUUGAAGGACAAUAGAGAUCAUCUAGUCCCAUCAACUCACUAUAUAUAUGAGGAACCUGAGGUCCAGAGUGGGGAUGUGUCUUACCCAAGGUCGCAUGGUUUCAGAGAAAUUAUGUUGAAUCCAAUAAGCCUUUCCGGACAUUCCAAGCCUCUUAACCAUGGCAUCUAUGUUGAGGAUGUCAAUGUUUAUUUCAGCAAAGGACGUCAUGGCUUUUAAAAAACUCCUUUUAAACCUCCUUGUUCUGAUGUCACCUUGGUAGGAUGGGCCCUCUGAGAGGUUGGAAGCUCUAGGCAUUGUUCUUUUUGGAUCCAGGGAUGCUAAGUAGAAACUGCAUGAGCCACCAGUGCUCCAGCACCCUUUACCACCGAGAUGGGUGUGUAUCCCGUGGACCACUGGCAGGUUGCCCCCCCACUCCAGUCAUCACUGUGUUCCUUUUUCUCCGAGCCUCCGAGGCAGCUCCUGCCAACAUCUUUAGAGCCAAUAAAGAGAAUACAAACCCAAGCACCAGGAGCUACCUUUUAAACACACUAGCCAUUCUCUUGACCCAACCAUCACAAGAAAGCCUGAUGAAGUCCAGCCGCAUUCCAGUCUCACCUUCCGACUUGGAAGCGUGGGGUCUCCAUGCUGUCCUCUCAGUGAUCUCGUCGCCCUGCGCAACCUCCAGCGGGGAAGAGUCACAGAGGACUCUUAAGCAGAGGUGGAGACGGCGCGGUAAGAGGAAGGGGAUCCAGGCCCAAGUAUUGGCUGCAGAUUAGGUCUCGGAGGGAAGAAUGGAAGACAGUCAUUUUGUUGGUUUAUUUUUAUUUUUGUGUGUAUGUGUGUGUGUGGAGAAAAAAAAAAUCAUGCUUUUUUUUUGUUUUGUUUUGUGGACACACUUGGCCCCUCCUCCUUCUCUCUGGAAUGGCUCACACUGAGUGCAAUGUUAGAAAGUUCUUGGGGAAGAGUUUAUGUUGGCUCUACCUGGGUCACUAGAGCUGCAGUUUCGACAAGCAUUGGCUACAGGAGGUCUUGCCUGUGAAUUGGCCAUCCUACUAGGACCACAAGGGACCAAGGGAAUCAGGGACCAAGACCCUUCCUCCUAGCUCAUGAUCUCGGGAUUGGCUCUCUCCCCUACUUCCACUUAUUCUUGACUCUGAGAACUUUUGGAACCCAGUGGAAUCAUCAUGCCACGGUCAAGAUGAACUGAAGGGGAAGAGACGUAAGAGCUGGCCUCCUCCAGCCCCUCUCGUGGCACCGAUGGGCUGUCAUCCAGGUCUCUGGAUACGUGCGUUCACUGUGCUUGCUCUCAUUCCUGUCUUACUCCGUAGCCAUCCUCUCCCAAAGAGGGGUUGUUCCCCCAUUUUCAGCUUGACCCUCUGGGGAGAGGGAAGGGGUUGAUAGUCCUUUACAUGAUAGGAAAGACAAAUUUUCAGAGCUUGCAAGCUUUGCCAGGUUGGCUGAAGUAUUGGCUGGGUGAAUUUUGGCAUGGCCCAGCUCUCCCAGUUCCAUGGGUGUCCCUGUUAUGGGAAAGAAUAUGGAGUACCCCAAGUUCAGUUCUUGAGACAACAUGGUGUUUAGUAAAACCCAGUCUGUUCUGGUGUAGUGUUGCACAGCAGUUGGAAGACAGAGCAUAUAUAUUCCCUAGGUUAUAUUCCCUAGGGCCUGCAGAGGAUGGUUCAUCAUGUCAGGUUCUCAGACUGAUGUUAUAGGUACCUCUGUGGGGAUAUAUAAGCACAAAGCUUUCCAAGUUCUUUCCCAGGACCUGGAGUGGCCUCCACAGCGUCACUUUAGGUUCAGGGUUCCUCAAGGGCCCCCAGAUCUGUAGCUGUCCAGUCCCUCCCACCACUGCUCACCCUCCUCCCCAUGGUUCUCUGUUGAACUCUUCCCCAUCACACUCAGAUGAUCCCUUGGGUUCAGGUCUCCUCCUGAGUGUGGCUUUAAGGAGUAAGUUUGAGGAUGAUGUUUUUAAUUGUUGUAAAUCAUGACCUCAUGUCCAGCCUCCCAGGCUCCAUCCAUCUUUUACUCUGCCAUCUCUUCACUUUGUGCUUUGACAAUGGGGCGUUGUGUUUCCACAGAGACUUAUAGGAGUGUUCAGUGUAUAGUUUCUUAAUAAACACUUUAUUUUCUAAUGAAAUGACUGCAUCAGACCUCUUAUUUGGAAGUUUUACAAAGAAUAUUAAAGAUGUAGCAAUCCCAGGGCCCCACAAUUUAUUUCCCACUUUGAUAUUAUGUUGCUAUGGACAUUUCCAGCACAGUUCUGCUAGCCAGAGGGUUUUGCAAUGUCCCAUUGGUUGGGUUCAUGGAGAAUCAUCAAGGUACCUCAGAUUCCUAUGAUAAAAUGCUUCUUCAUCUUAUUAGGCACUCAGAAAGGUUCAGUGGUCCAACCAGGAUCACAUAGCAUGAUAGGCAAAAGCAAGAUUCAAACUUGAUUCCUAUAGUCACCACUGGGGCUUCUGAGGAGUAUCAAAGUACCUGGGGAGUUUUCUGCUGUUUGAGAAACUAAGACUCGUGGGGGUAUUUUCUUCCGAGCUGAUAUACAAAGGGAUCUGGGAGUGGGGGUGGGGGAGCCUUUCUCUUUGACGUGAAAGCAAACCUGUGGGGUUCUCCCUAGGAUGGAGUAGUUUUCUAUCUUUUCUGUGAACUUACUUAGAAAAAGAUUAAUCUCUGAGAUUAUAGGCCAGUCUCUUAUCACUGAGAGACACUUGACAUGCGCAUAUAUACAGACAUAUCACACGAACACUCAAACUCACUUAGGUUCAGCUGUCUUGGCAGGGCUCACAUGGGCUUCCAGAAGGUGGAGGAAAAAGAGCCCCUGGAUCCUAUUGAAAGUCAAAAGCCAAGGUGAGCUGCUAUUUCUCUCUGACCAAGCCUGGAUCCUGGUCCCCACCCAGUACAAAGGCCUAAAUGCCUUCUUUACUUCAUAUUCGCUUCCUUUUAGAAGGAAAGCAAGCAAUGUGUAAGAGAAACAGAGAACAAGGGCUGGAGAAAGGAUAAUAGGUGGAUGUGGACCCUUCUCUGGGCCUCAUUGGGGCUUGCUGGAGCUCCGUUACAUAGGAAGCAAAGGAGAAACAAACCAAGGUAGGUGGGAUGUGUGACAGUGUUGAGAUUGGUGCCUCUCUGUGUGACCUCCCUCACUUUAUCUCCUGCACAAGUCUGCUUGAAUCCUUCCUGCCCUCAACGCAAGUCUGUGUCCGUAAGAGUAGCCUGCUAUAUACGAUAGAGGUUACACUAACUCCUCACUUUUGUAUAUUCUCAGUGGUUCCAGGAUAUCAGGGUCAGGGCAGAGAUAUCUGAUAUUUGGGACUAUCCUUGGGGUCAAGGAAAAGUAUGUGAAUUCAAGGAAGAACUUUGGUUUUUCAUGCAAGACAUUUAAGCUCUGUGUUAUCUCAUGCUCAGAGCCUGCCAAUGCACAGUAAUAGAUAGUGGGUGGAAAUAACCCCCGAGAAAAUGGGAGGGGACAGGGCUUUGUCAGCAUCAGCCAAGUGGAGUGAGAGACCUUCUUAUAUAUCAGGAGGCAAGAGGAAAGGAUAGAGCUGUGGGUUUGUUCAGUGGUUCAGGGGCAAGAAAAUAAGGGACUAUUUUCUUUGUGUGGUAGCUUCUAUUGUGCCUGUGAAGUGUGAGGUAAGGUUCUGUACCGUGAGUGAGGAGAUCCAGUAAGAGUUGAGAUGAUAUACAGUGGUAUUGGCAGAGACUAUGGUGAAUGCCAGGGAAGUGCAGGAAGGUGGCUGGGCAGAGGAAGCACCUGUCUGGUCUCAGGGUCUGUCAUUUCCAUGGAUUCCUACUAGGUACUAAAGUACCCAUUAAGUACCCAUUAAGCCUUGGGGUCAGAUAGAGCUGGCACAGGGUACCCCCAGAGCAGAGCUCAGUCCAGAAAGGCGGCCGUAUUGGGGUGCUCAAGAGUGUCACCAUCCAGACCUGCAGUUUCCCAACCUUCUGGGUUCAGAGUUCACUGGCAGAUGUUCAUAGAGGCUUCCUUGGCCUUAAGCAUAUGGUCUGGUCCUGUGAUGUUUUGUGGUAGAGCUCCACGCCUGGAUAACCCAUGAGCCCAAUAUGCUUGUCAGGUACUUUCUGGUACUCUUUUUUUUUUUUUUUUUUUUUUUUUUUUUUAAUUCUGGAGGGAUAUUUGAGAGGUGACAGUUGUGUGUCUUGGAGACUGUGGAACUCAACUGUAUGCCGAGUGAGAAGGUUAUAGUUUCUGGAUACCUGUAAGUGCCACGGUCUAUACAGGUUGUGCAUCCUUAGGCUGUGUGGCCAGGUCAUGGAAAUAAGGGCUAAGUGCCCCAAAUUAGACUCACAAUGGAGCAUUCACAAUCAUCGCUUUGUUUAUCAUAGGAAGCACCUACUCAACUAGAACUUUCUACCGGUGAGAAAACUGAGGCUCUGAAAAAUUCCAUAACCACUCAGGAUUUCCAUAGCUUGUGACCUGUGACAUCAUAGAGUAUGCCUGAACUCAGAGUACUCUUGGUCACUCUUUUGUCCCCUAAAGCAGCCUCUUUUCUGCUCCUGGAGGCUUCCCCAUGAUAGCUUCCUACCCUCCACCUCAAGAUAAGAUCCUUCAGGCACUAUCCCUAGCUUCCUUCUGAAACUACAUUCAGAGAUCUCCUGAUGUGUUGAAACUCUGCCAUGUGAUUCUCAUCCAAGCAGAGACCAGAUGCCAGGCAGCUUCAGUUUGGAAGCUAAGAAGGUAGUCUCUGGGCUUCCCAGUCUCUCCUCUCUUGAAUGGGACUUCCUUCCUGCAGCCGAGUUCUCCACACCUCCAUCCUCACCUCCACCUCUACAUAGGUGUGGCAGCAGCAGCAGCAGCAGAAUACUAGGCAGUGACACCUCCUCUAACUCUAAUUUGACCCAGUUCCUUCAGGCCACAGUCAGGGUGGAGCAAAGAUCCAGAGUCUCAGGUACAGCCGUAAGGCAGUCCGUGAGGGUCCUGUCCCCUGGAACAAGCCCAGAAGUGGGCAGGAUGAGUUCAUUGUUGCAUAGCUCUCUGAACUAAGCUAGUCGUGGAUUAGGCAGAGUGGAGCCUUCCUUCUUUGGCGCUUGCUGACUCCUGCACGGACGCCAGACUUGCACACAAGGUGUUUAAUGUGACUUUGAUGCCAAAUGUGAAAGGAAGGUAGCAGAAAGGGAAAAAAAAAAUGGGAUAGUGAAGAGUAGGCCUAGCUCUCCUGAGGCUUCUCUGGGAGACCAGGGGAAAAUUCUUCAGCUUGACAGGAGAAGGAGAGAGGCAGACUAGAAAUGGCUGGCCCUUUAACUGCAUCUGCAGUGUCCAGUGCUGGCCUGGGGCUCCACUGCUCUCCUCUGCCUGCUCUACCCACCUGCUCCACCCCCGCUCCUUGAUGCUGGUUGAUGUGGGGGAAGCUACUUGCAGUCUCAGGUUUCCUUGGAAAGCUCUAGCUCUGCAUUGUGCCUCUAGAAAUCCUGUGGUUACCUCCCCCUCUACUUCCCACUUCCCAGGAGAACCUCAGCCUAGCUCUGACAGCGUAUUUUCAGAGCUAAAUCAGAUUCCUCCUUCAACCCUACUUGAACUCACAAGUGACUUGAAGGAGAUGCGUUAGCAGCGGGUAUGGUUCUGAAAUGACAUCAGGAUUCAGAAGCCUGCUUGGGUAGGAUCUGGGUCCUCUUACUUUGUAUACAAUGAGUGAAGCCUCUGCAGAGUGACCUGGCCUCGUUUUCUCCUUAAAGGACAACGUGACCAGGAAAAAAAUAUUUCUGCAUGGGUGGUAGAAGACCUGUGACCUCUCUGCCUUGUGAUCCUUUUCCAUCUGGAGAACGGCUCCCCCUAAACAUAAAAUAGCUUUGAGUGUGCUUGCCAGAGCUCGGUCUUCCUUGCGGACUCUCUUCUCUUUGUAGGGGGAUAUGAAUUUUUGAACCCUUGCUCAAAUUUGCUGCAUUCUCCAGGCUACAGGAAGCAGAGGGCAGGAAUAGGGAGGGGCAUCUUAGGGUUAAGCCACUGAUGGGGAUAGACUUGGCUCCUCUGACAAGUAGAAAUGAGAUGUGCAGGGUAAGCUCUGUGGAGCACAGACCCUGCCAGAUCAUAAAGGAGGCUAAUGGCACGUGUGUGGAAAGCCUUCUGCUCAGGCCCAUGGCAGACAUGGGGCUUUUUGGGAGUAAAGGCAAAAGGCAGGAUUAUGAAUUCCUGGAAAGCAGCUCGAACUUGAGAAAAAGCCAUAACUGACAACUCUGGUGGGACUUCCAGGCCUUCACACUGGGAAACACAUGAAUUUGCUACACGUGAACAGAAACACCCCUGGGCUUUGCAUGAUCACUGUGUUAACUCCUGACCCUGUGCAAAUCAUAGCCCCUCAAAGGUUUUUCACUGUAAAAUGGGCUCCGCUUUGAUGAGGUUCAGUGUAUAAAGAUGGGUGUGUGGCGUAGUCAAGAACAAUGGACCCUGGAUAUUCUGAGAUUCCAAACCACGGAGCUCUUGCUUCACCCCUUGACUAAAAGAAAAGUCAAAAGACACUUGUGGGUACAGAGGAGGGGUGGUCAAGAUUCCCCACUCAGCCAUGGAGAGAGUCUGAGGAGCAAGGGCUGAGGCUGCCAACAGGUAUGCAUUCCAGAACUGUGGCUGGCCGCCAGGACUGCCUUCAAGUGUGUCAUAGCAGCUGAGAACACACCACCAAGCCAGACUUUGGUAAGUAACACCAGAGAAGGCCUUGGUGGGGACCUACAGGGCCAGCUUGCCUCUACAGCUCUCUUUCCCUUUGUUUCUGCCACUUUUAUGCUGUUACCAUGGCAGCAAAAUGAAGCUUGGUUCUGCCUUUGGGAACUGCAUUGGAGCAAGUGGCCUAUUUCCCUUAAAGAGACACUUUCUUCCCUCUCUUGAUUGCACAGUUCAUUCUCCAGCAAGAAGGACAAGGACCGAGGCUGGUAAUGGGUAAAGUGAUGUCAGUGCUGUCAGACAUGGCCUGGCAAGCUUCCUUUUACAGACUUCUGAAGAGCCACCAACCUUCUUACUCUGAGAACAUGUUAGCUUUGCUCUGUUUGUGUCCAUGUGAUGUGCAUGGGGUUUCUUACUCUGCAAGGCUUGCAAUAGCAGCUGACGAAAAUUCAUGAAUCCUGGUCCCCCUCCCAAGUGGACUCCUCAGAGAAAGAGGAGGUGGACGGCUGGAGAGAGGGGCCAUAUGUAUCCAUAUGUAUGACUUAGUCUCACACACUCAGGUGCUUAACGUGCCCUUGAGUUUGAUGAUAAUAGGGUUGAGCCUCUGCAAGAGGAGGCUUUCUGAGCUUGCAUCAGCUCUCUUUCUCUCACUGGAAGUCUUUCUUGGAGGGGCAGUCUCCAAAAUCUGCCCUCCUUCUGCUCAAGGCAUGACCUGAAGCCUGUGUCCCACAGGCCAACCAAAGUGUUCCAGGGUCCUUUCUCAAAUAAUCCUAGGAAGCUGGAAAAUCCCAUAGCACAGGCUGGAUGCUAACUGAAUCCAUCCUGUGCAUUGUGUGCACAUCAAUCAAUAUUGUUACCGUCCCUUGUCACAGGGGAAGGAGUAAAUCUGUAACAACUCUUGGGAGUGUUCGUCUCCGAAAGGUCAGUCUGGCUAAGAAGGCGCAGCCAAGACCUGUGACACUCUCUGGACAUUCCCACCAGAGGGGCACAGCUUUGCUCAAGUCCUUUGCUUGAGAAGAAGCUGAUAAAGUUGACCUGGGAGACCUGGAGUCUGGUCUUUCCUAGUCAGUGGGCACCACGGGGAAACACCAUCAAUAUAGAUUGUAUUUUGGAACAUCAUGGCUAGGAGAUUUAAAAUUCUGAAUCUGUGUCUAAGUGAUCCACAAAAUGGCUCAAUCUUUAUGGCCCUUAGUUUGGCACUUCUUGUGACCCUAAUAGGCAUUUGCUGCUUAACACCCCUGAUGUCAAACAGCCAACUUGGUUAUGAGGAAGACCAAAAUGGCUACCAUAAUCAUUUUAUGAGGUCAGCCGCCUUGACAAACUGUUAUUCCACACGAAUGGGUCAGUUUUUUGGGCAAGGCUUCAGCAACUGCAAUAUGGCUCUCGCUUAAUUUGGAAUUCCCAACUUGCAGAAAAAUCAUUUUUCUCAUCUCAGGUAUUAAAUAAAUGCUUUGAAAAUCAUGUGCCCCCCAUUACUGGCUCCGGCAAUGCUCCCCUUAAGUCUAUCAGAUGCUGAAGAUUCAUCCGAUAACUUUAGAGAUUGUUACACGGUUUAUCGGCUCUUAUGGGUUCAUGGUGUAUGUUAGGAUAUUAAAGGCUCUGAGAACCCCGGCUGUCAAUCAACCUUUUUGUUCGGCAAGUUUUCCAACAUAAUUGAACAUUCUUCACUUAACACCUAUUAAUACAUUCCACACACAUACUUUAGGGAACACUGGUUAUUGUGUGGUCACACGAUUUUAAAAGAGAACUAAGCAGGAUGCUUCAUCGGCGACCCACUGAUGUCAAAGGUAUCAUCGAAGGACCACAUCUCACAUCUCAACCCACCAGGAGGCUCAGCUCUCCCAGUGGUAAGUCCCUGCACGUAGGAACUCGAGACUUCUGCUCUAACGUGGGCCACUCUCAUAGACUGAUGUCACCUAGUGGUAGCACCCAGAAAUGACGACGGGAAUCCCGGUCUCAGCCAUGCCACUAAACAAGUGACCUGGGGUAAGUAAGUUAAUUUUCCUUGUUCAGUAUUUGUCUCAGUAGCCGGCUAAAGGUUUACUGACACUCAUGUAGAAUAGCCUAUUCAACAGGUGCACUGAACGCCAUGUCCCAAUGAGCCACUGCUGACUCCUGGCAGGGGACACAUUGGGUGCUCUGGUGAACGUCUUGGCCAACGAGGUGGGAAGAGUGAGAGAGAGGGGCUGUGUUUGUGGGUAGGGAUCAGCCUGGUUCUCAGGGUAAGGAAGGAGGCCGGUGUUUGGGUUUUAGCAGGUCCUUCCUGUCACCUUUGGACAGGGCCAAGAGGGACUUCUCAGCAAGAUUUUCCAACUUUGAUUUCAAGAAGGCAGCGCUGCCUAACAAAUAGUCUGAAAUGUCAAAGAAUAAAUGUUAAAGCUUGAGAGGUCGUUCCCCGGGGAGUUGCCUGGGCUGGUGAGGGAGGGGGGGGGAAAUGAGGAGGGAGAGAAGGACACAGCAGAAUCCUCCACAUAAAGAUUCCAACUUGGUUUUGUGAUAUUUAAGAGAAAAGGAAACUGAAUUAUUUAUAACAUGGAAGAUGGAAACAGGGCUAUAGAGGAAUGACUGGCCUGGGGAUGGGAGCUCACAUGCCAGUAUUUGCCUGGUGAAGCUUCUUUUGCCGUUGACAUCCUAUUGGCCAUUUUUUUGAGCUGCCUACUGGAAUUAUUAUUACUCUGCAGAACACCUACAUCAUCUACUAUAGAGGUUGGAGGAGGCAGUUUCUGGAAGCAAGUAUUACAAAAAGCGUGGAUGUCUUUCCCUCCAAGAGCUGAAACACGUGACUGGGAAACUCCUUCCCUUCUUUCGGCUUCCAGUCUGUGCUUCUCAAGGCAGGGAUUCAGAAGAGCCCGGCUCCAGUGUGAGUGGGAGCCACCUUGGUCUUGGCCUGGGCACCAGCUGUCAGUGUAGAUCCAAGAAGAUGAAUUUCACCUUUCAAUUGUUUCAUCUGAAAGAUGAUGGAGACAAUUAUCCUAUGCUCCUUCUGGGAAUGUCAAGAAUACCACGUGUUCAAAAUAUCUCUGUACGUUGGGGCAGGGACAGGAGCACAGACUAACCUCUAUAUUGUAUGAGGUGAAAAUGAUGUUAAAAUUUUUUUAAAGGAGAAAUCAAAGGUGAUAGAAAGGUUGGUAGCAAAAUUGGAGGGAAUGGGGUCUCUUGUUUGUUUUAGUUAGUGAUGCAAAAAAUGUGUAAUGUGAUAAUUAUACCUUGAUUCUAUAACAUGGGUGGUUUAAUCCAUCAAAGAGUUCAGUUAAGAAAAAAAA
This is a messenger RNA of Peromyscus leucopus (white-footed mouse), 12091 nucleotides long. It is a transcript of the gene Ntrk3, whose product is annotated as neurotrophic receptor tyrosine kinase 3. Bases 629 to 2467 code for a protein of 612 amino acids. NCBI's taxonomy places the organism in Eukaryota, Metazoa, Chordata, Mammalia, Rodentia, Cricetidae. The transcript has 14 exons. The record is from RefSeq and is a predicted model, not a curated record. Gene Ontology annotation, biological process: cellular response to nerve growth factor stimulus; regulation of phosphatidylinositol 3-kinase/protein kinase B signal transduction; multicellular organism development. Gene Ontology annotation, molecular function: neurotrophin binding; neurotrophin receptor activity; ATP binding. Gene Ontology annotation, cellular component: signaling receptor complex; axon; plasma membrane.